This is a messenger RNA of Microdochium trichocladiopsis, 2154 nucleotides long. Its product is annotated as major facilitator superfamily domain-containing protein. Lineage: Eukaryota; Fungi; Ascomycota; Sordariomycetes; Xylariales; Microdochiaceae. The record is from RefSeq and is a predicted model, not a curated record. Gene Ontology annotation, biological process: transmembrane transport. The transcript has 3 exons. Gene Ontology annotation, molecular function: transmembrane transporter activity. Bases 277 to 1785 code for a protein of 502 amino acids.
CGCAACUGUGCUCACUCACCCAGCCUGGCGAGCUGGGUGGCUCUACGGACUGCUCAGCAUCGUUCCUCCGGCCCUCUCGCUGAUCGCUGGCCCGCCCGGUCCAUAAAGACUCUGGCCGCGCCCGGCCCAUCACCAUCGCGCCUCCCGUCCUCUCCCUCCCCAAGGUAGCCAGCUCUCGAGCACACCCUCGCACAAAGGCGCCAGAGAGACUUCAGAGCCAGCCCGUGGACACAGACCUUCACAUCAAGGCUGCAAUCCAAACAGAUACCCUCCGGCAUGUCAGACUCAAAGGAGGCGCCUCCGGCCUAUGUCGGCACCGAGGCGGCUGGGCUCAACAGCCCCGACCAGGGCCUGCCCAGCGGGUGGCUCUACAAGACCGUCAGCAUUGGCAAGACACGCCUGUGGUACGCCUCGCCAAAGAUCCAGCUUCUCAUGGUCGCCUUUGUCUGCUUCCUCUGUCCGGGCAUGUACAACGCCCUUGGUGGCCUCGGAGGUGGUGGCCAGCUCGUCAGCACGGUCCAGGACAACGCCAGCACCGCUCUUUACUCCGUCUUUGCUGUCGUCGCCUUCUUUGCCGGCACCUUCGCCAACAAGCUCGGCGUCAAGGUCACCCUCGCCUUCGGUGGCAUCGGCUACUGCCUCUACGCCGCCAGCUUUCUCUGCUACAACCACACCCAGAACGAGGGCUUCGUCAUCUUUGCCGGUGCCUUCCUUGGUCUCUGUGCCGGUCUCCUCUGGACCGCCCAGGGCGCCAUCAUGAUGUCAUACCCCCCUGAGGGUUCCAAGGGCCGUUACAUCUCGUGGUUCUGGAUCAUCUUCAACACGGGUGCCGUUGUCGGAGCCCUGAUCCCGCUUGCUCAGAACGUCAACUCGACCACGAACGGCAGCGUCGCUGACGGCACCUACAUUGGCUUCAUCAUCCUCAUGGCGCUUGGCGCCCUGCUCGCCUUGUUCCUCUGCGAUGCCGACAAUGUCAUUCGUGAGGAUGGCUCCAAGGUCAUCCUCAUGAAGAACCCUACCUGGCAGUCGGAAUUCGUCGGCCUGUGGGAGUGCCUGUAUCUUCAGCCAUGGGUCAUUGCGCUCUUCCCCAUGUUCUUCGCCUCCAACAUCUUCUACACCUACCAACAGAACGCUGUCAACGGCCCUCACUUCAACCUGCGCACUCGUGCUCUGAACAACCUGCUCUACUGGGCUGCCCAAAUCUUUGGUGCCGUUUUCUUCGGCUACGCCCUGGACUUCAACAAGUUCCGUCGCUCCAUUCGUGCCAAGGCCUCGUUUGUGACUCUGUUUGUCCUGACCAUGGUCAUUUGGGGUGGCGGUUACGCUUGGCAGAAGAAUGCUGCUGAUCGCGAAACUACUCUGACCCCCGAGUACGUGGCCAACGCCCAAGAUUGGACCAACCCGGCCUACAUCGGCCCCAUGUUCCUGUACAUCUUCUACGGCUUCUACGACGCUGUCUGGCAGACUGCCAUCUACUGGUACAUGGGUGCCCUGUCCAACUCUGGUCGCAAGACCGCCAACAUGGCUGGAUUCUACAAGGGCAUCCAGUCCGCCGGUGCCGCCAUCUUCUGGCGCCUCAACGGUCUGAAGGUCUCGUACAAUGCUCUCUUUGGCGCUACCUGGGGUGUAUGUGCCGCAUCUCUCCUGAUCGCUGCUCCUGUCAUCUGGAUCAAGAUCAAGGACACCACCGACAUCGAGGAGGACCUCAAGUUCAGUGACGAGAACAUUGAGCAGGUUCUCCCCGCAGCUAUCAUUGAGGAGAAGCGAGCCCAUGGCGAGGCUUAGACGUGGCAGGGUGUGCGUGUGCGUCUGUGUGUCUGUGUGUGUAUAUGAGUGAGAGAGAGAGAGAGAGUAAGAAGACGGAUGCGACUUGAAAGCAGACAAUGGGGACAAUGAUUGCCCAGAGUCCGUUUGUGCAAGGGGGUCGACAUUGUUUUAAUUUUAAUGACGCGCCGGGAGCCAUAGCAUUCGCCUCGAAAGCACGUCUCUUCCUUGAGCUUUUGCGCUGGGUUCGGGAAACUUUUCAGACCGAAAUCAAGCGGUAGAUGCAUAACUCCUUCACCCCACUCCUGUGGAACCCUCAAAAGAGUUUCACGGUUCAUGACAUGAUUUCAAGAAUUAGUAGAUACCCAAUAAAGCUUGCAAAGUCAUGAA